Molecule: messenger RNA, 5858 nt
Organism: Monomorium pharaonis (pharaoh ant)
Lineage: Eukaryota; Metazoa; Arthropoda; Insecta; Hymenoptera; Formicidae
Exons: 3
Coding region: 2372-3694 (440 amino acids)
Biological process (GO): sensory perception of taste
Cellular component (GO): neuronal cell body; membrane; dendrite
Source: RefSeq, a predicted model, not a curated record
UUUUCCAUAAAUUAAAAAAAAAUGCUGUUAUGACGCUGUUUUUAAGCUAUGAAUUAUUCUGCUUGAUCUGAUGUCUUUUACUUUAUAAAAUAAUAACUAAUUGCUAAUUGUCAAUUGUCUUACGGCACACACUCAUAGAACAGGUUCCAACACAACUAACAUACGCGCAAAUACAUUUGUUUUAAGUUUAAUAAAUAAAUAUACUGAAAAACCUGUAGAUAUUGAUUCAACUGUAUUUACACGUAAUAAUCGAUUUUAUUUGGAGUAUAUGCUCUAAAUAUAUUAACAAUACAAUAACUUUGAUAUCAAUUGACAUUUCGUCAAAACUGACCGUGUGCUACCUGCGCAGCGCUCGGAAACUCUACUUUUAUUUCUUUUUUAUGGAAGCUGGAGGACUUGGAAAUGGCUUACAAUUAGAUAGUUUCUAUUAAUGUUUAUUUAAUAAAGUAAAUUGACUUCUAAUAAUUACGUUCACAUGCAAACUCAGAAGUUAAAAAAACUAGUGGUGGACACCCGAAUACACUGUGUAACAACGUGGUAAACGCUAAGUGUGCACAUAAGGCUUAAAUUAAUUAUACAAUGCCUGUGGUAUGUGUGUAUUGAUGUGUGUGUGUGUGUGUAUGUGUGUGUGUGUGUGUGUAUGUGUGUGUUUAAUUGGAAAUUUGCAUAAAAAAAUAUAUUUUUUUUUAUGAUAGAGAAACUCAGAUACCAUAUUUGAUUUCAGAGCGUCAAAAUGGAUAAAAAUACUAUGGCUUAAUCUCAAGUGCAAAUAUAACAAUUUUUUUGUUUGCUUAUGUAAUCAUUACGUAUUGUUUACCUGGGCAUGUGUUUUGUUAGAAUGGUGUACAGUGUACUUGAUUUCUUCGCUUUCGACACUGUCUUUGUGCUCUUGAUAGCGAUAUGUUCAUGUUUAUGUACGUAGGUAUAACAUACUACAUGAACAGAAUGAUAUGCUACGUGUCAGAAUAUUAUUACAUUUAUUACAGUAUCAGGCGGUAUGACAAGUUGUUGAAAAUGAUGGAUAGAAUAAUGGAGUUUAAUCAAAAAGAAAGAAGUAUUCAUGAAAAACGUAUAGUAGCAUUAUGAUUUUCGCUGUCCUUUGUUCUGAUCAUGCACCUCCUGCAUUAUUACUAUACAUCGAGAGUACGUUUUCGCGGCCAAUUUUGUAUUUUACUACAUAUUAACUCAGUCGUUGAUCAAUAGCUUCAUUUUUUGAUAUUAUUGUGUAUGUAAUGUACUACAAAUUUUAUUUGAUAAAUAAACUGAUCGGUGUGCCAUAUAUUGCACAAAAUUAGAUGAAUCAAAGAAGUCCACAAUAGUAGUAAGUUCUUUUUAUUAAAAUGUUUAACAAAUUAUAUUACUUAUGUCUAUGAAUACAUUGCAACAAUAUUACUAUCAAGAUAAUAUAUAUUAAAAAUGUAAACUAUUAUGCAGGUAUUUGUGUUGUCCGGGCUGAACGAUAUUUAUCUUUUUGAUCUAUUUGAUCUUUCGAUCGAUCUUUCAUCUUCUCCUUUGUUCAAUGAAUUGUUUUAUCGUAGGUGUAGAAACUCUAUUCAGAAUUUAUAGUGGUGUCGAAACAUUUUAUGUUUACAUCAGUUUAUAGUAUUCUUUGUGUUCUUUAUGUUACACAAUUCAGUCUUCUGAUAUGCUGGAUUUGUACGCUUACACAGCAACAAUCCGAGAAAACAAUAAUAAUCACUAUGCAUUUGCACUGAAUUGCGAAAGCCUGGACCCAGGCUACGUCAGAAAUGAGGUUAAAAAUUCUUCAAUUCAAUUUUAACAGCAUCGAGUAGGAAUUACAGCUUCUAACUUCUUCGAAAUGAACAAUAUCCUUUUGAUUGAUGUGAGUACAUUACUUAUCUACUUUAUCGCAAUUUAUAGACAGCUCUUCUUGAAUUGUAAUGUAAUAUCUUUGGAAAAAUUAAAUGACGUAAAUUUAUUUUUUAGUUAAUGUAUUACUUCCGUUUAUUAUAGCACACAUAUUUACUUAAGAUUAAAAAUUAAUUUAUUUUUUUAAUUGUCUUAAUUGUUUCGAAUUAUUAGAUAUUGUCUGACCUUGCUUUUGCAUAAAUUUAUUUACAGAUACUAAGCUUUAGUUAAAUUAAUAAUUUUUUUAAUGCAUUUAGUUCAUUAAAAAAAUGGCAUUAUGCUGGCAUGCAAUCUAAUGUUAUAAAACUGCCGAGGUAAUACGUUGCUUUCUAUUCUGUGUGAUACAUCAAGGAGAAUUUACAACUCUCGCGCUUGUCGGAGUAUUUUGUGCGUUUCCAGAAAGCUUUACUAUUUUCUUCCAAUAUAUUCUGUAUCGCAAACGUGAAUAUAAUUAAUAGCUAUACUUACUCGUGAAGUCGCUGAUUAACAACAAGAGCCGAAAAUGGAAGAGAUUCAUAUCCAAAUGAGAGACAACUUGCCUUCAAUAGAGCAUAUCUUACGUCCAAUAACAUAUACCUCCUGGCUUCUGGGUGCCGGUGUUGCACAUCCGCGCAAAUAUCCCAAGAUUGUCACUAUAAUACUACGUAUAAUUUAUUUGAUCCUUUGUUUUAUUAGCAUGAUAUUCGAAAUGAAAGGUUUCUUCGAUAUCGACAUCAUCUUCUUAAACAUAUAUAGUUUUGUAGAAUUUAUCUACUAUGUGACGAGAUAUACAUUUAUGUAUUACUGCAUUUAUCAAGUGACUAGGCAAUACGACAAGUGGCCGGAACUAAUGGAUAAAAUAAAGGAAUUUGAUCAGAAGAUUAGAACGGAAAUACUUAUAAGUGACAGGCCAAUAAAAAUCUUGGAAGCGCUAGCGAUUGUAGUGACCUUUACUUGUUGUCCUUUGUGCAUAAUUGUGACUAUUUUGUAUUAUUAUUUUACAAAUCCAAAUCAGAUCAGGAGUAACAGAAUAAUUCCUUACUACACUUUAGCUCAAUCCCUCAUGAAUAGCUUUGUCUUUGAUGUUGUUGUUUAUGCACUGUAUUAUAGAUUACAAGCGAUAAAUAAAUUAAUUGGCCAAUUGAAUGAACUAUCCGACGCGCUUAAGAUUAGACGCAUCCGAGAAAUGCAUAAUGGUAUUUGUGAUCUUGUCAUCAUGGUAAAUGAUAUUUAUGGAUUUAAUCUUCUUAUCUGUUCAAUGAACUGUCUCGUUAUGGUUCUAUUUGAACUAUCCGCAAUCUACUUGGUAGUUACGAAAAUAUUCACAUCUUCGUUGAUGUAUUAUGUUAAACUUAUUAUUUCUUUGAUUCUGUACACCAUGCAAUUUGGUCUCAUAUGUUGGAAUUGUACGCUUGCUUGUCGAGAAUUUAACAAGACUGCGAUAAUUAUAUAUGCAAUUUUACUGAAUUUCAAACAUGUAAAUUUCAAACUAAAAGGGAGGCGGUGUCAAUCGAAUCUAGAAAUACGAACAUUAGUGAAAGGUCCGAACAGUUCUCAAAAUUCUAUUUGGAACAGCAGUCACUAUUGGAACAACAUUGCAGCAGAAAAUUUGCAACGUCGUCAUGCAGAAAAUCCACGCAAAAACUUAAAUUGUGAACGUAUUGAAAACGAGAUAAAUGAUUUUUUGAUUCAACUGCAACAUCGCCGAAUACUAUUUACGGCCUAUGAUUUCUUCGAAAUAAACAAUGGAGCGUUUUGUGCUUUCAUUGGCGUAAUCAUUGUUUAUAUGACAAUUUGUAUUCAAUUUUUUAAAAGUUGGUUAAUUAAACGUAUUGUAACUCAAUAAAGUAUUCCGACUUUUAUGUGGGAGGUACAGCGUGCUGUAGCUAAUGUGUCGCAAUAUCUGCAAUCUAAGUAGUUGUGCCGCAAUGUUUGUAACAUAAUGUAUCAGAAAUGUAUGUUCUUUUAUUUUCACAUGAAAUAUGAAGAAGAAUUCAUAACGCGCGUUUGUCAGAGUGUCUCAGUUUUAAAAAACUGUUAUAUAAAAAAAAUUGUUUUUUAUGGGAAAUUUAUACAAUAGCGUCCAUAUUCAUUAGCAAAAUGAGAUCGAUUAGAAAGAAGUCAAUGGAAAACAAUUUGUCAUUGCUAGAGAAUAUAUUACAACCAAUGUUAUAUACUUACUGGACAGAGAUUGCACACUCACAAAAAUGUUCUGAGGCUCUAACAAUAAUUAUAUUGUAUUGAAUAUAAUUUGAUGUGGUGAUUCGACGGAAUUAUUCGCGGGUGCUCCACCAAGAUAAAAUAAAGUACUCGGGUCUUGAUAACGAGAAGAAUUUAUUUAGCGCAGCGAUUUUUAGCGAAGACCUCGUCAGUAGAAUUCGUUUCGCUUGUCCGUACCGACAAUUGAUGUGUAUUAUUCGACGGCUAAGUACGGAGUCCCCGUCUCCUGCAAAUCCUUCAUUACUCUUCCCUACUGAACGCUCGAAAUCGCGAAGAGCUCCGAAGUUUUACGAUUGAACCGGCACAAUCAGAUCACGCACUGAUCACGAUAUAUGAUAUUUCACUGAUGUAUCAAACAAGUAUAUGAUCACAUUUAUAAUAACACACACACAUAAUACAGUAAUUAAUGAAUAUUACUUUAUUAAUCAGAAUUACUAAAAAAUAAUACAUAGUUACAUACACUAAAAACAUAGCAUGUACUCAUACAUAAUUUCUGCAAAAAAUUAUCUAAGAAUAAAAGUUCUUCUAGAAAUUUUUGAUUUAAAAUUUCAGAUUAGAGAAUUUUUAAUGCAGCUUUGAAAUAAAUGUUAUUAUAUCUUUUAUGUUUUGAAUUAUAUACAAGUGUUACCGUCCGGCGGGGUUAGGGUCGCGUAAAAUAUGGUAUUUUAAUUCUUUCCUUUAUUUUACGGGGAUAUUAAUUCUCCCUGCCGAGCGGUAACAGAGAGAGAGGAAAACACGGAAGUAAAAGAGGCGCGUGAUAGAACAUAAAUUUCUUUUAUUCCAACACAUCAAAGAAGGUGAUCCUGGCGGGGAUGCAUGUUCCUGGUCUAAGGGAUUGUAUGGCUACAAUUCUCGGUUUAUCCCGAAAGCGACUAUCCUCGGCUGUUGGGGAGUCAUUUGUGGCCCAUGGUGCUGAUUCGGACACUCUUGAUGGUGGGUCAGGAGGCCCAAAUAGUGCCUCCAAAAGUUCUCGCGGCUGUGGGAGAGACGCUGAAGGCCGAGACGCGAGAGCGGGAGGAAGCGGCCGCUGGAAUACACUGGGGUCGAACUCCCCGUGCUCCAAGAGUUCCUCGUACAACCUUUUUAAUUGUAUCUUUCGCCCUCCGCGUCGGGACCGUCCCAUGCUGUCCUGAGAAAUGCCAUUUCUUUAGUUCUCUUAAUUUAAUAGAUAUUUAAUGCAUCAGCGGCGAGUGAGAGAUUGUGAUUUGAAUGUUCGGACGGUGCUUCGCGCGACGAUUAUUAUUAUUAUUCGGAGGACGCUGGAUCGCUCUAAAGCGUGGAUCUGUGGGGACGAGAGACGUGUACCUGCCACCAUACGUGUGGGUGGAGGCGCCAAGUUUAGUAGCGGCACCGUCGUUGAUGUCCGCUCCGGUGCUGUCAAGAAUGGCGGUACGCUUAGAAGCGCGCCGAUCCCCGCGCCUACGCUAAACCCUUUUGGGUUCGUAGGGGCAGUUGACGGGGAAGGAUGCACGCUUCACAGCGCGCACCUUCCCGCACCGUUGGCUAGUCGUUUCUCGAAGGAUGGAUAGCGACAGAGAGAGAGAGAGAGAGAGAAAACCAGAGCGCACGUUUUUCUCCCGUGUUCUGCGAGGGAACGCUGAAAAGCGCUCGCUCAGCGGGUGACGGGGGCCGCCGCGUUCCGUACGGAACUGCAACUCUACGCUAUGCUUCACCUCUAACACCGUCUGUGGAGAAGGAUAAUACAAAAAGGGGAUCGAAGCACCACCGGUUGUGUUAGUCGCAAAUCCGCGACACGAAGAAAACAGGGAAAAGAAGAAAAGAAAAAAAAA